This is a messenger RNA of Abrus precatorius (Indian licorice), 3090 nucleotides long. Its product is annotated as zinc finger BED domain-containing protein RICESLEEPER 2-like. The transcript is spliced from 3 exons. The record is from RefSeq and is a predicted model, not a curated record. Lineage: Eukaryota; Viridiplantae; Streptophyta; Magnoliopsida; Fabales; Fabaceae. Gene Ontology annotation, molecular function: protein dimerization activity; DNA binding. The coding region runs from base 553 to 2541 and encodes 662 amino acids.
GAUCGCACUCUAAUGCUGUUUACCCGAUUUAAAAAUGCGAGACGAGGAAGAGAGGUUAAAUAGAUUGAUAGGUUGUAAAAUGGGGUUUGGUGAAGGUGGUGCAGUUUUUGUUUGGGGCUGAGGGCUUUUUAAAUCGUUUUGGGUUAAUUUCGAUGCUAUGUUUUGUGGUUUGCUGAAUCUGUUGUUCGCCUCUUGGCUGCUUCACCUGCGUUUCUUUCCUGCUGCAUGCUUUUAGGGCUUUUCCUCUUCGCCCUUUUCACAUUCUAUUUCCCUUUCUCAAACAACAAUACUUAACUCUUCCUCUCAAUCUCAUUCCUUGCUUUCGCUUUUCUCCCGCAAGAACCCUAAUUCCCAAAUCCGCCUAUCUAAAUUACCUACUCUCGCUGCUUCUCUGCAUUCUUUGGUCUUUGCUUCUUCUGCUCCUCCAUUCCGAUUGCAAUUUGUUGGUCCUUCGUCUCUCACCUAAUCAUCCCUCUCCAUUCAGAAGCUGAUGGAUGAAUUAUGUUUUGCAUUUCCUCCUCUUAAAUAAAACUCCUAAGUAAGGUUCAUGCGAUGGAUAUGUCUGAUGCUGUCAUUGUCAAAUCUAGUAGGUUGAAAUCCGUUGUGUGGAAUGAUUUUGAUAGGAUUAAGAAAGGCGAUACAUGUGUGGCAGUUUGUAGGCAUUGCAAAAAGAAACUGAGUGGAUCAAGUACCAGUGGAACUUCACAUCUAAGGAACCAUUUAAUUAGGUGUCAGAGACGGGCAAACCAUGGCAUAGCACAAUACAUUUCAGCAAGAGAAAAGAGAAAGGAAGGGACUCUAGCAAUUGCAAAUUUCAAUUUAGAUCAAGAUUCUAAUAAAGAGGAUACCCUUAGUCUUGUGAAUAUUAAAUUUGAGCAGACACAGUUGAAAGAUGAAUCUGUCAACACUGGAACUAGUAACUUUGAUCAAAGACGGAGUCGAUUUGAUCUUGCUCGCAUGAUUAUUCUACAUGGAUAUCCUUUGGCUAUGGUUGAGCAUGUUGGUUUCAGAGCUUUUGUAAAAAAUCUACAGCCGUUGUUUGAGCUGGUGACGUUGAAUAGGGUUGAGGCUGAUUGUAUUGAGAUUUAUGAGAGAGAGAGAAAAAAGAUGAAUGAGAUGUUGGAUAAAUUGCCUGGGAAAAUCAGUCUUAGUGCUGACGUGUGGACUGCUGUGGGUGACGGUGAGUAUUUAUGUUUGACAGCAAAUUACAUAGAUGAAUCAUGGAUGUUAAGAAGGAGGAUACUAAAUUUUAUAAGGAUUGAUCCUUCUCAUACUGAAGACAUGCUUUCAGAAGCUAUCAUGACAUGUCUAAUGGAUUGGGAUAUUGACCGUAAAUUGUUUUCCAUGAUACUGGAUAGUUGUUCAACAUGUGAUAACAUUGUUAUUAGAAUUGGUGAGAGACUUCUGCAAAACAGGUUUCUUUACUGUAAUGGUCAAUUAUUUGAUAUACGCUGUGCUGCAAAUGUAAUUAACACCAUGGUUCAGCAUGCUCUGGGAGCUGUAGGUGAAAUUGUCAAUAAGAUUCGAGAAACUAUUCGUUAUAUUAAAAGUUCACAAACUAUACUGGCAAAGUUCAGUGAGAUGGCUAAAGAAGUUGGGAUUCUGAGUCAAAAGGGGUUAUUUCUUGAUAAUCCGUUGCAAUGGAACUCCACAUAUUCAAUGCUUGAAGUUGCCUUAGAAUUCAAGGAUGUUUUAAUUCUCUUGCAAGAAAAUGAUACUGCCUACAAAAUCUGUUUAUCUGAUGUAGAGUGGGAGAGAGUAACUGCAGUUGCUAGCUACUUGAAGCUUUUUGUUGAGGUUAUAAAUGUUUUCAACAAGAGCAAGUAUCCAACUGCAAAUAUAUAUUUCCCUGAGCUCUGUGAUGUUAAGUUGCAUUUGAUUGAAUGGUGCAAGAAUUCAGAUGAGUAUAUCAAUUCUUUGGCGUCAAGAUUGAGAAGCAAGUUUGAUGAGUAUUGGGAGAAAUGUAGCUUAGGGUUGGCAGUUGCUGCCAUGUUAGACCCUAGAUUCAAGAUGAAGUUGGUAGAUUAUUAUUAUCCACAAAUCUAUGGCAGCAUGUCUGGUGGUCGAAUUGAAGAGGUCUUUGAGGGUGUGAAGGCUCUAUACAAUGAACAUUCAAUAGGCUCCCCACUAGCGUCUCAUGAUCAAGGUUUGGCAUGGCAAGUUGGCAAUGGUCCACUUCUCUUACAAGGUUCUGCAAAGGACUCCAGGGAUAGGUUGAUGGGGUUUGAUAAGUUUCUCCAUGAAACGUCGCAGGGUGAAGGUGCAAAAUCAGAUCUAGACAAGUAUUUAGAAGAACCUCUCUUUCCACGUAAUGUUGAUUUCAGUAUAUUAAAUUGGUGGAAAGUUCACACUCCCAGAUAUCCUGUCUUAUCCAUGAUGGCACGAAACGUUUUGGGAAUUCCAAUGUCAAAAGUUGCACCAGAGUUGGCAUUUAACUAUAGUGGAAGAGUCCUUGAUCGCGAUUGGAGCUCACUUAAUUCUGCUACGGUCCAAGCUUUGGUGUGUUCACAAGAUUGGAUAAGGAGUGAACUGGAAAAUUAGAAUUGCUUUUUCCCUGCAUUCUAUUUGUACAUGCCAAUUCUCCUCAUAGAUAUAUCCCCAUGUAAGUUAGAUCUUCUAACUCCAUCCACAUCUCAAUUUUCCUGACCUUUUUGUAUGCUGGAUCUAUUUAUAGCCCACAGCCUUAUGCAACUAGCAAGUUAUUUUAUGAUUCUUUUAAAUUCUUUUUUUCUUAAUUAUUUUGGUAAUCCACUGCUUCUUGAAAACAAAAUUUUUUAUCAUGCUCAUCGAUAGAAGAACCGUAAACAUCUGUCUUCAUAAAACGACCGUUCUUUAUCUCAAGUAUAAUUUAUUUUAGGCUAUUAUGUUUAGUGAGUAUUUGCAGUCUGACCAUCAUUAUAGUUAGCAUUGCUGUCCUUUUUUCGUUAGUAAUUAAGGAACGGUUGUUGUGAACAUCAGCUUUUAGGAUUAAUUUUGAAUAUCGAAAAGCGAUAUAUUUUAUUAAGAAAUUAUUUAUUACACUUUUGUAUUUUUAAUGUAAUAAAUCGUAAAAAUUUUUCAUUUUAAAUAUUUAAAAUUAUCUGUGAGGAC